Messenger RNA from Symbiodinium necroappetens, 1581 nucleotides. NCBI's taxonomy places the organism in Eukaryota, Dinophyceae, Suessiales, Symbiodiniaceae. The record is from the annotation of a GenBank genome assembly.
AUGACGACUACUCAUCCUGCUGCUUUCCGCUACUGCUGCUGGGUUACUAGCGGCGUCCCGAAGACUCCUCAUAUCAGCACUCGUCAAAUCCUCAAAACUUGCAAGGAUGGGAAGAAAAAGCACCAUCGCAGCAAGGGGCGCAAAGGUACCAGUGGCUCCAAGUCGUCUAAACAAAGAAAGGGUACUAUGAACGAUCUGCUCCAAGGCGCAGAGAUCCAAAGCAAAAAGCCAUCGAGCAGUCAGUUGGCAUUGCAGAAGUUCCGGCACUAUUUGGACCACGUGGCUGGAGGCCUCGUCCUCUUGAACUCCAUCCUGCUCAUGGUACAACUAGAGCUUGAGGGGAGGCAGCUGGCUCUGGAGUUGGGUCUUCCUGAAGGGGAGAGCUUUGAGAGCAUGAUGCCAAUAUUUUCUGCCCUAGACACAAUUUUUGUCUUCGUCUUCUUGGUGGAGCUCCUGAUCCGGAUCGGGUUGGAGAGGUGUCUUUUCCUAAAGGACAUCGCCAAUUGGCUGGACUUCAUUUUGGUCGCCGGGGGUAUGUUCGACCUUGUGCUCAGCUCCCAAGCCAUGGGAGGAGGUGACCCGAAUGCGCAAGACAUGGUUACCCUCCGCUUCGUGUCCGCCCUCAAAGCCUUCCGCGCCAUUCGCAUGGUUCGGAGCUUCCGGUUUUCGCCAGGACUUCGCAUGCUUGUCAAAGCUUGCCAGUGUUGCUUACCAUCCCUUUGCUGGUCAAUGCUUCUCCUUGCAGUGUUCAUGUGCAUGGGCGCCUUGAUUCUGGGCAAUCUACUACAGGAUUACAUCAGAGAUGGAGCACAAAGCAUGGUCGACAGGCAAUGGGUAUGGGAACGAUAUGGAACGACUUAUCGGGCGACGUAUACACUGUACGAAAUCACCUUCGCAGGAAAUUGGCCCACAAAUGUGCGGCCAAUCUUGGACAAGGUCAGUCACGCCUUCGUCAUCUUCUAUCUGCUAUAUAUAACAGUUAUUGUAUUCGCAGUUAUACGUGUGAUAUCAGCGAUCUUCUUGAAGGACACGCUGGACGAGGCUAACAAUGAUGCUCAGCAUCUUGUUCUCGACCGCAUGCGCAAGAGGGACAUGUACGUCGAACGACUAGCAAAUGUUUUCCACGCUAUUAUCGAGCAAGAUGGGCAGGACAAAAAUGUAUUGACGGAGAAGCGCUUGGAGGAGAUACUGGAAGACAAGAAAGUCAAAGCAUAUUUUUCAACGUUGGAAAUCGAUGUACAAGAAAGCGCCGCCUUGUUUAAUCUCCUUGAUAACGGAGAUGGCAUGGUGACUUUAGAGGAGUUCAUCAACGGGAUCAUGCGGUGCAAAGGACCUGCAAGGGCUAUCGAUACCUUUGCUUUGCAUUCUGAUGUCAAGCAGUUGGACGCUAAGCUGCGGGCUCUGAUGCGAAUGAACCACCUUGGCCAAGGUGAACCACCGCAAAAGCCAGACGCCAAGAUGGUGUCGCAGGAAGACAGCCCUUGGGAAAACCCAGCGGAGUCUCGGUCCAAAUCGGAGACCUCAGGCACAGGAACCCGUCAAGUUCGUGAUUAUAGAACCAGUGACAAGAUAACAAUGUGA